AUGAUGAGUUACUUGGAGAAGAUGGACCGGUAUUUAGAUUCUUUGAAAGUGGGUAAAAGCGCUAUGGUAGAUUCUUGGUUUAUGAUGUCGAGUCCCAUGCCCAUAUUAUCAGUGGUGAUAUUAUACCUGCUUUUUAUUAGAAUCGGUCCAAAAAUUAUGAAAAACAGACCGCCUUUACGAAUGAAUAAGUUAUUAAGCUACUAUAAUGCAUCCCAAGUUGUACUUGCUACUAUGAUUUGUAUGAAGGUAUUUAAAUUGAAUCUAUUCAGAGAUGGUAUAUUGUAUGCAGGGUGCCGAUAUCCGUCCAAUACUCAAAAUCCUAUGUUAUUAGAUUUAGGCUGGUGGUAUUUCUUUGCGAAAUUUACCGAGCUUUUGGACACUGUUUUCUUCGUUUUGAGGAAAAAGGAUAAGCAGCUUACUUUCCUCCACGUGUAUCACCACGUGAUCAUGGCUUUGUAUUCUUGGAGUUAUCUCAAGUUCGCCGCAGGCGGUGAAGGAGCCAUACUCGCCCUCCUAAACUCGGUUGUGCACGUUGUGAUGUACACAUACUAUCUCCUAUCGGGCUUAGGACCACGGUUUCAGAAGUAUCUGUGGUGGAAGAAAUAUGUCACUAAAAUGCAGCUGAUCCAAUUUCUGCUAAUGCUGUUUUACUGUGCUUGGACUUAUAAUUCACCUCGCUGUCAAUACGCCGUUGGAUUUACUUACUUUAUAUCCGCAAACGUUACUAUCUUUCUUCUAUUGUUCCUAAACUUCUAUUCCAAAAGUUACAAAAAUAAGAAGAACAUAGAGUCUAAGAAAGAGAAUGGAAAAGUAACGAAUGGAUUUAAUAGCCCCAACCAAAACGGUGUAUCAGAUAAAUGUGACAAUAAAGAAAACUGUACUUGUCGAGAAGACAAAAGCGAUACCAAUAUUGAGGAAAUACCGUUCGAGGUCAACAAAGCCUGCGGUGACUAUAUAAAAGAUGGCAAAGUGUUUUUAACAAGACGCACAGCUAAAGCCGCGUAUGGACCAGAUUAUGACUUCGAUAGCAUAAAGAAA
Molecule: messenger RNA, 1038 nt
Organism: Brenthis ino (lesser marbled fritillary)
Lineage: Eukaryota; Metazoa; Arthropoda; Insecta; Lepidoptera; Nymphalidae
Source: the annotation of a GenBank genome assembly